UCCGCUCGGAGAAUCCUCCCCGGUGUCCGGGUCGGGAGCGAGAGGCGGGCCUUCGGGAAGCAGGAAUGCGCUGCAAGUCUCCCUGCGCGAGCUUCCUCCUCCACACGCUGCCGACAUGGACGCGUGGCCGCUGGUGCUCCUGUCCGUGCAGCUCUGCCUCUGCUCCGCGUACCAAGGGUCAGGACACUACCCAAACGGAGACGAUGAGGACUGGUAUUCUCGGAGACACACAGGGAGCCCGUGGUGUGCGCCCAUUAAGGUGAAGCACGGGGACGUGAGCUGUCGUACGCCCAGAGGAGAGAACUACAGGAACGUGAUGGGGACUCGCUGCAAAAUCCGCUGUAAGCAGGGAUACGAGUCCCAGAGCUCAGAGGUGGUGUGUAUGGCCAGCAAGCACUGGUCCUCCAGCUACGCCUGCCAAGAGAUCCGCUGCGCUAAGCUCGACAUGCCCGUUAAUGGCGGCUACAAGUGCUCGGACGGCUCCUACUUCAACUCGCGCUGUGAGUUCUUCUGCUCGCCAGGAUUUAUUCUGAUGGGGCAGAAGACGGCGACGUGCCAGUACCGCAAGACAUGGAGUGCUGGAGUCCCUACGUGUGUCGAUGUGGAACCUCCAAAAAUCAAGUGUCCCAAUCUGAAGGAUAAGUGGGCAGAACCAGCAAAACUGACGGCGAGGGUGACCUGGGACACACCCGAGGGCGUAGACACGGCCGACGGCAUCCUCACAGACGUUAUCCUGAAAGGAAAACCUUCAAAGUCAAACUUCCCGGAGGGGCUCCAUAAGAUGUCCUACACCGUGUUUGACCGCGCAGGGAACAAAGGAUCCUGUCGCUUCACAGUCCGAGUGCGAGUGCGCCGCUGCAGCGCUCUGUUUCCUCCAGACAACGGUUACAUGAAGUGUGACAGUGACGCAGACAACUACGGAACCACCUGUGAGUUCACUUGCACCGGUGGCUACGAGCUUCGGGGCAGCGCUGCCAGAGUGUGUCAGUACGGACUCACCUGGUCUGGCACAGACACCACCUGUGCAGCCAUGAACAUCAACGUGGGAGUGCGCACAGCUGCCGCACUGCUGGACCAGUUCUAUGAGAAACGAAGGCUCCUCGUUAUCUCGGCUCCAACUGCUGCCAAUCAUAAUUACCGCUUCCAGAUGACAAACCUACAGCACGCUCAGUGUGGACUUGACCUGAGGCACGUUACAGUAAUCGAGCUGGUUGGCACCUACCCAGCACAGAUCGGACGGAUUCGACACAGGCUGCUCCCUCCAGCACUGGCCCUGCAGCUCAGGUUACUGCUUCAGAUUCCUCAAAGGUCUUUCCAAAUGGUGCUGGUAGAUAAGCAGGGAAUGGACAAGCAACGCUACCCGUUCCCGAUUACAGCAGCUGAAUUAUUCACCACCGUCGACACCUUCCCCCUCCGCAAGGACGAGAUGGUGCUGCAGCAGGAAGCGGGCCAGACCUGCCAAUCAUAGGACACGGACUGUCAGCCAUCUUUGAUCCUUCUCCUCGUCAGUCACAGCAGUCUCCUUCUUUUUAUCCUCUCAUGUCACACCUGCCUACCGGAACUCAUCCGGUCCUGUUUGCAGAAGGUGUGAGUGUGAUCUGAAGCAUUACUGAAAGAGGUCACCAAAUGGAAUGGGUCACAUAGUACUUUACAAUCAUAUUGAUUCCUGUGUCUUCUGUAUCUGUAUGUUUUAUUAUUAUUGAUAUUUUCAAAGCAGAAUGUUUUAUUAUUUUUUACAAAAUGUUAAUGAACCGGCGUCCCCACUUUUCCAGUCUAAUAUUUAUACCUCACAUCUUUUAAUAAUAAUUUACACUCUUUGAAAUAAUGUGUGUGUUUUUUAUGUAUUUGGGACAGUGAUGCUUUGAUUAAAAGGUCUAUCAUUGAUGAUGUAAUCCUCAGUGUGUCAAUGUGAGUGCCAAAGACAUGCAUCGUCCUCUGAGGACAACUCAAACGAGAAAUUGAAGAAGUGUACAAGGAAAUCCAGGUGCGUCUGCAAUCUCACUGCUAAAUACCACUUAAUCCUACACACACCUCCUUUAAAUCAUGUUCUUGCCCAUGUGACCACAUGCAUCAUUAUUGGUCUCGCUCAACAUUUUGAGAAAUACUUGUAUUAACGGUCUCAACCAACCAGCAGGAACUCCUUAGACGGUUGGUUGUGUUACGUUGUGCAAUGUGAACUCACUAAACCUAGUUGUUGACUUAUGAGACAAUAGAUAGAAAAGGAAAUGUGUUUCACUGGCAGACAUUUUCUGUUCCAACUCCAAAAAGAGAGAUAAAAAAGUCUUGAAAUCGUCGCAGAAUGUGUUGUAUGAACACACAACUCUGUUUCCAUGUAAAAAACAGGACAACACCAGAGCCUGACCUGCCGUGGAUUCAUUUACAAGUUUCUCCUGAUUGAAUAAGUGGAAAAAAAGCUGGAAGCCAGAGAGUUAUUCAGGGAGCACUUUUACAAACACCCAAAGCCACAGUUAUUUAAAUAAAACAAAAGUGUCUGAAAUCCAUUUCUUUUUUCAGUCCUGGUUAAGUGUUGCUUCAUUUUUAGUUGGAUUUAAUAAACAUUUUACUGGUUUA
Gasterosteus aculeatus aculeatus (three-spined stickleback) is the source of this 2571-nucleotide messenger RNA. RefSeq names its product sushi-repeat containing protein X-linked (gene srpx). NCBI's taxonomy places the organism in Eukaryota, Metazoa, Chordata, Actinopteri, Perciformes, Gasterosteidae. Gene Ontology annotation, biological process: phagolysosome assembly. The record is from RefSeq and is a predicted model, not a curated record.